Thecamonas trahens ATCC 50062 is the source of this 2172-nucleotide messenger RNA. RefSeq lists its product as uncharacterized. The transcript is spliced from 2 exons. Bases 85 to 2172 code for a protein of 695 amino acids. The record is from RefSeq and is a predicted model, not a curated record. Lineage: Eukaryota; Apusomonadida; Apusomonadidae.
CGAGAGCGAGCGUCUGGUGUGUCGGUCGGUCGGAGAGGGAUUCGGUCGGGGACUCGGUCGGGGACUCAGUCUGGAGGGGCAUCGAUGGGAUCAGUGGAGGCAUUGGAAGGCUUGAAGGCUACCUUUUUAGAUAGUCAGCAGCUUCUCACGCCGCAGCCGAAGAAUGGUCGGCAAGGCCAAGAGGAGGAUUCUCAGGCCAUCGCGGCCGAGGGCAAGAUGGCAGACUUGGGAAGGAGAUCAGGCUCGGCAAGGAUGUGGGGGGAGAGAGCAACGUCGUUAUGGGAUGGAGAAGUAGAUGAAGCAGAGACUUGGGCCUCAGAGCGGCGGUCGAGUCGGACGCUCGAGUAUGUGCCGUAUCGUUCGGUGGGAACUCGUGUUGUCGUUCGUCCCGAGAGUGGGUUGGAGCACAACGGGGUACUGCAGGUCGGGUCACGGUCGGUGUCGCGGUCACCUGUGGGGAUGGCAGGGUCUGGUCGGCGUAGUUCGCCACUCUCUGAUGGGUCGCCGCGCUCGCUGAGAGUGCUGGCGGCCGAGAUCACUGGUGAAGAGACAGAGGCGGAGACUGAGGGCAAGAAGCAGCAGCAGCAACAGCAGCAGCGGCGAGAGGAACAGCCGCGGAGGCGGAGACGGCGGAGGCGGAAAAAGACGUUGGAGACUGCUGCCGCGGAAGCUGAGGGCCGAUCUCCGGCCCGGUCAGUGACCGAUGAGGUGUCGAUGGUGUCGUCGCCAUCGCAGGCCGAGGCCUACUAUGACGGUGAGCGCAACGCAGCCGGGCGGCGCGAGGGGUUUGGCGUGUAUGCACCGCCGGGCGGUGGAGUUUACGAGGGUGAGUGGCGGAACGGGAAGCGCGAGGGCCAGGGCUCGUAUCGGUGGCCGGACGGGCGGGUGUAUGUCGGAGGAUGGAACCGCGGUCGGCGGGACGGGAUCGGCAUGUACUACGACGGCAGCUCGCUGUUCCGCGGGAGAUGGGAGCGUGGAGUGGCUCAGGAGCUCACCUUUGUCCGCAAGUACGCGACGGCGACAGAUGGGACUGUGAGUGGCACACGGUCCGAUGAAGAGAGCGAGGAAGAGCCGGUGCCGCGGCGGCUGCCGGCGCACAUCGACACGCCGAUGGCACUGCCGGUCUUACCAAGCAUAUGGAGCCCUCACGAGCAGGCGGCAUUUGUGCGGUACUUUCCGCUCCUCGGCAAGGACUGGUACAUGCUCUCGUCGCUCAUCCCGACCCGGACACCGGCUCAGAUUCGGCGGUACUACCGCGAACACCGGGCCGAGGACGGACUCAGCACAUUGCUCUGCUUCCACGACGGAAGCCCACGGCGCGGGGCCUUCUUUGACGAGUCGGACUCGAGCGACGAGCACGAGUUCCUUGGUGGCAACGACGAGACGGGCGACGACGAGCACGUGGUAGCGAGUGAUUUCGAGGCGGCGCUCGUCCGACGUAUCCACGCGGCGUGGCGAGCGAGCGAGGCCGAAGCUGUGGCGAUCGGCAACGAGCACGUGGCCACGGUGGCACAGGUCGAGCUCCUCGCCGUCGUCGUUAGCAACUUUGUGGCGCAUUCGGAAGAGUUGGCGGCGGUGCGACUGAAGCUUGAACUUCAGACGAUUGCGUGCCCACUCGACGAAGCGACGCUGGCGGCAGUGAUUGCGGCGGCUAGUGCCACGGAUGUCGCGGCUGCGGACGAUGGCAACGAGUGGGAGGUGACGGUGCGACAGGCGCAGUUGCUGCGACUGGUUUGGGCGUAUGUGGCUCAAGCUGAGACGCCACUGGUGGACGUUGCCGACGUGGUCGCGCUUUUGCUUCAGGAAGACAGCAGCGUGAUCAGCGGGGACAGGAGCAAAGGCGAUGCCAACGCGGUGGCGGCGUUUGUGGAGGAGGCACAAGCAGCGCUCGCCGAGGAGCUUGGCAGUGGCAGCGACCACGGGCGGAUGGUGGAGGUCUUUGCUGCUGCGCUCGCCGAGCCAGUGCCUCGCCGAGCAGAGCUGAAGGAGGAGGCCGAGCUUGGGACGGCGGAGCGGGUGACGCUUGGUCUCCGUGCAGCCGCGGCCGGUCUCGGACAGGCCGCGAGCCUGGUGGCAGGCACGAUCUGGAUGCCGGCAGCAAGCGCAGACGAGAACCACGCUGGCGAGACAGCACGAGCUCGCAAGAAGCGACAAGCGCUCCGGCUGUGGUAG